Messenger RNA from Zeugodacus cucurbitae (melon fly), 2072 nucleotides. RefSeq lists its product as uncharacterized. The transcript has 6 exons. Bases 250 to 2025 code for a protein of 591 amino acids. The record is from RefSeq and is a predicted model, not a curated record. Lineage: Eukaryota; Metazoa; Arthropoda; Insecta; Diptera; Tephritidae.
CAUUAACGAAAGGAACAGGCCGUUUCUAAAGAGCAAGCAAGGCAAACGAAACAGUCGAGUUUUAACAGCGGAGUGAGAUGUGCGCGCAAAGUAAACGGCAAACAAAUUAAAGUCACAAAAACAAAAAAAAAUAUAUUUAAUGUGGUCCAAAUAACCGUUAGACAAAGUUGAAAGCAUUGUGGAAAUAAAGCCCAAAUUCACAACAACCUCGUUGCGCUCAUUCGUGGUUGCAGCACUACUCCAGCAGCGAUGUUUCCUUCGACCAAUGCCCGCUGCAACUCUGAGGACUCGCUGAUCAGCUGGUCCAAUCGCAAUGCUGUGGCUCAGCGCAGUAAAAGCGUACCGCGUAUGUAUGGUUGUGUGGAGACCACAGCGGCCAGCACCAGCGCAGCAUCUCAAAUAAAUAAUCCGCACAAUAACUUUGGUCCACACAAUCACAAUCACAAUUGCCGACACAGCAUUGCAUGUGCUGUGGCUGGUGCAGCGGGCAGAAGGGAAAAUGAUGCUGCCUUAUCAGCGUUAAAUGUGCAGCAGCAUUUAAGACAAACUAGUGACAGUAAUGCGGGCGGCAACAACAACAACCAAAAUCAUGGUAGUCAUAUUCCAUACCGUCAGCAUACGCAUCAGCAGCAUCAUGUUGGCUCACCGAACCGUUACAGCUACAGUGGUGGCGCUGUGGCGGGGGGUGUAGGGAGUAGCUCAGGCGCUCUUUUGCAUUUAUCAACAAAUCGACUUGAUCCAUUCUCAGCGCCAACAACAACAGUGGGUUCGUCGUUGCUCGGCGAUAGCAUGACUGAGAUUGUUGUAGACGACUUACGGCAUGCUCACGAGCCUACUUCGGAACUGCUCGACUAUUGCAAACGCAAGUUUUUGCGGCCUUUCAUUAUAGUCCUCUCACUUGUCGGCGUAAAUCCGAUACCAACAGAUACUUCAAAGGUACUAUGUUGCUUAAACUAUACACAGGCUUUGGUGGUAUUGCUGAUACUAUUGUUUGGUUAUUUUCUACAAUAUUUAUGUUCAUAUCGUGGCGAUCGCGGUUUCAUUGCGCACGAUCAAGACCUCACCAACGAUCCCAACUCGAAUGCCACCUACACUGUCGGCCAACUGUUGUUCGGUCACAUUUUCCCCAAUUUACUAAAUCUCUCCAGUUUUAUAUCGGCUGUCAUCGUUUUCAAGAUACUCGAUCAGGAGCAAUUACAAAAUUUGAUUGAGCGCGUGUUUCUUACUACCUUGGAGCCGCGUCAUCUAUGCAAAUUACUCUGGUCAUAUUUGUUAAGUGGUGUGGUAUUGUUGGCCUUUCUUUUCGCGUACACAAUUCCUUCGGUGCUGCUGCAGUCACGCAUCAUACAAGUUAAAUGGUUCACUGGCAUACUGGCGGACUGGGAGCUGGCGACUAAGAUUGUUUUGAUCAUCACGCUUUUUGUGCAGGACUUGGUGGAAGUAAUAAUACUCGCCAACUACUGUAUUCAAUGUUAUUUGUUACGCGUACAUAUUUCCUCGCUGUCACAUAAACUUUUAAUGCACUCCAUUGAGACCACCGACUGGAUGCGGGAGGUUCUGGAAUUUCACAAGCUGCUGGAGCACCUCAAUCGUCAUGCUGCUGUGCCCGUGUGCUUUUUAACCGUUAUGAAUUUAGCAUAUGCCUUUGCUGGUCUAAUAUAUAUUUUCAAUGAUUUGGAUUUUCAUUAUUCCGCAUUGGAAAUAGUCAUUUUGAAUAUUUUCAACGUUCUACUUUGGCUACUACUGGGCGUCAUUCCAUUCGUGUUGGCCGCUUCGGUAACGCAUGCCUGCCAGAAGGCGCAGGCUAAUGGCCAUCACAUUCGUGCACGUCCAUUCGUAUAUCACAGCACGUCAACGGAUGAUUUGAAUUCUACACUGCUGUUUUCCUCGUCCUUGCAAAUGUCGGCGAAAAUCUUUAAAAUGCCAAUUCAACCCAAUUAUUUGUGUUGUGCUCUACUGUCCAUAUCAAUACUGGUUUUAACACUGGGAAUGUGCCUUAAUCCUUCGAUUAUAAGUAUUUUUUAAAAGUGUAUUAUAUAAUUUCAAAUAUGCCAAAUAAAUAAGAAAAAUUA